AGAAAUCCACGAAAGCUGGAAAACAGAACGCCAUCUACUCCCUAGAAGAAGAAGAAGGCAUCUGAGUGUGAUCUAGGGGAGAAAUCUCCGCGGACAAUAAGGCAUUGAAGAUUAAAAUCAAGGAUAUUUUUAUCAAACUUUCUUUGUGGAUUGAAACUGACUAGAAGAAACAGCACCCUCUGGACUAAAUCUGAACAAUGGAGACCACAAGAGCAAAAACGCCAGAGAAAAGGCAAGUCGUUUUUCUUACUAUGUUGUUGCUAUUGUGGAAGUCUGGUGCUGAGGCAAUUAGAUAUUCCAUGCCAGAAGAAACAGAGAGUGGCUAUUUGGUGGCUAAUUUGGCAAAAGAUCUGGGACUCGGGGUUGGAGAACUAGCCAUUAGAGGAACACGAAUCCAUUAUAGAGGAAACAAAGAGCUCUUGCAGCUGGAUGCAGAGACUGGGAAUUUAUUCCUCAAGGAAAAACCAGACCGUGAGGCGCUGUGUGGGGCGACAGAGCCCUGUGUGCUGCACUUCCAGAUCAUACUGGAAAACCCUGUGCAGUUCUUCCAAACUGAACUGCAACUCACUGAUAUAAACGACCACUCUCCAGAGUUCCUUGACAAGAAAAUGCUACUAAAAAUCCCUGAGAGUGCCCAGCCAGGGACCGUGUUUCCUCUGAAGGCAGCUCAGGACCCUGACAUAGGGAGCAACGCUGUUCAGAACUACACAGUCAGUCCCAACCUUCAUUUCCAUGUCGUUACUCACAGUCGCUCAGAUGGCAGGAAAUACCCAGAGCUGGUGCUGGACAGAGCCCUGGACAGGGAGGAGCAGCCUGAGCUCACUUUAAUCCUCACUGCUCUGGAUGGGGGAGCCCCGCCCAAGUCUGGGACUACCACGGUUCAAAUUGAAGUCGUGGACAUCAAUGAUAAUGUCCCCCAGUUUAUACAGUCACUCUAUGAGGUGCAGAUUCUCGAAAAUAGCCCCCUUGAUGCCUUAGUUGUCACAGUCUCUGCUAGGGAUUUAGAUGCUGGCAUACAUGGCAAUGUAGCCUAUUCUCUGUUUCAAGGUGAUGGAGGUUCUCAACCAUUUGUAAUAGAUGAAAUCACAGGAGAAAUCCGUCUGAAAGGGACAUUGGAUUUUGAGGCAACUCCACAUUAUAACAUGGAAAUUGUAGCUACAGACACAGGCGGCUUUUCAGGAAAAUGCACUGUAGCUAUACAGGUGGUGGACGUGAACGACAAUGCCCCUAAACUCACCAUAUCUUCGCUCACUACUUCCAUCCCAGAAAAUGCUCCUGAGGCCGUAGUUGCUGUUUUCAGUGUCUCUGACUCGGAUUCUGGGGAAAAUGGAAGGAUGGUUUGUUCUAUUCAGAAUGAACUUCCAUUUCUUUUGAAGCCCACAUUUGAGAAUUAUUAUACUUUAAUAACAGAGGGGCCACUGGACAGAGAGAGCAGAGCUGAGUACAACAUCACCAUCAUGGUCUCUGACCUGGGCACACCCAGGCUCACAACCCAACACACCAUAAUAGUGCAGGUGUCUGACAUCAACGACAAUGCCCCUGCCUUUGCCCAAACUUCCUACACCAUGUUCGUCCACGAGAAUAACAGCCCCGCCCUGCACAUAGGCACCAUCAGUGCCACUGACUCAGACUCUGGCUCUAAUGCCCACAUCAGCUACUCGCUGCUGCCUACCAGUGAUCCCCAGCUGGCCAUCACCUCUCUUGUCUCCAUCAAUGAAGACAGUGGGCAGCUGUUUGCACUCAGAGCGCUGGACUAUGAGAUCCUGCAGGCCUUCGAGUUCGGCGUGGGUGCCACAGACCGUGGUUCACCCGCCCUCAGCAGCCAGGCUCUGGUGCGCGUGGUGGUGCUGGAUGACAAUGACAAUGCGCCCUUCGUGCUCUACCCACUGCAGAACGCCUCUGCACCCUGUAAGGAGCUAGUGCCCAGAGCUGCGGAGGCAGGUUACUUGGUCACCAAGGUAGUGGCUGUGGACCGCGACUCUGGCCAGAAUGCCUGGCUGUCUUUUCAGCUGCUCAAGGCCACGGAGCCCGGGCUCUUCAGCGUGUGGGCACACAAUGGCGAGGUGCGCACCACCAGGCUGCUGAGUGAGCGCGAUGUGCCCAAGCACAGGCUGCUGCUACUGGUCAAGGACAAUGGAGAGCCUCCUCGCUCUUCUACAGUCACGCUGCAUGUGUUGCUGGUGGAUGGCUUCUCUCAGCCUUACCUGCCUUUGUCUGAAGUCGUGCAGGACCCCACUCAGGAAGGUGAUGACGCUCUCACGCUUUACCUGGUCAUUGCCUUGGCAUCUGUGUCUUCACUCUUCCUCUUCUCUGUCUUGCUCUUCAUUGGGAUGAGGCUGUGCAAGAAGGCCAGGGGGGCUUCUCUGGGUGUCUGCUCUAUGCCUGAGGGACACUUUCCUGGCCACCUGGUGGAUAUCAGCAGAACAGGAACUCUGUCCCAGAGCUACCAGUAUGAAGUGUGUCUGACUGGAGACUCUGGAACUGGUGAGUUCAAAUUCCUUAAACCCAUGAUCUCCAACCUAAUGGUUCAGGACCCUGGGAGAGAAAUGAAGGAAAGUCCGCACUGCAGGCAUAGCAUUGUAUUCAGUUAACUGCUGUAUUUGUUUUUGAAAUCUAUUGAAAUAUUGUCUUAAAGAAAGUGAAUCACUUUAACUAAGUAUUGACACUGUAAUCAAAGCAUAUGCAUGUCCUUCAUUACCAAAAGGUUUACUUCUUUCUCAAUAUCUACCGUACUUAGUAUUUUUAAUUUUAGUAGAUAUUAAGGGCAUAGCUUACAUUUUGCUUUAACUCAAGUAUUACACAAUAAAAUUUUAUGUCAUC
This is a messenger RNA of Arvicanthis niloticus (Nile rat), 2820 nucleotides long. NCBI's taxonomy places the organism in Eukaryota, Metazoa, Chordata, Mammalia, Rodentia, Muridae. The record is from RefSeq and is a predicted model, not a curated record.